AUGGUCAAAUCUAGAUCUUCAACUUCCUCCAUCUUUCGCUCAACCCUCAUCCACCACAAUCAUCCCUCAGAAUCAUCCCUCGCAGCAUACGAUACCGACUCGGUCAUCACAUUCCGACCCUCGCCGUCCACCUCCUCGGAAGCGUCAUCACACUCACACACGCACAGACCUCCACCCCUCAACUUAUCCUCGCACGGCCCCAAACCUACCCAUUCGCCAGCGUCUUCACUACCCGUCACCCCCGGUACUCCACCAACUGGCUACCCCUCGGAUCCCUUCUCGCACCCUACUACUCUCCCCGAACCGACCCGCUCUCGCCCGGGCUCGCUCGCGCACACCUUUGAGCGCGUGGCCGUCGCUACCAACGGGUGCGGCACCGGUACCGGCGGCAGUGGUACCAAGGGACCCCAGAUCGUCGUCGCCUCCCCGUCAACAUCGACUAUACACUACCUCUUUCCUUCUCCGAGCGGGACGGGCACCCACCUUUCCGCGGCGGAAGCGAAGGGCGCGGUCGGCCGCGCGGACUCUCGCGGAAGGAAAGAGAAGCGAUUGCGCCCUCAUCCGGCCGACGCGUUCGGGCCGCCAAGGAAGGAAGAGCACGUUGGGACAGUCGGGAGGACAACGCGCCUGGCGAGCGAGCCUGCGCUGAGCGGAGUCGGUAUUGGCAUCCGAGAGAGCAAGACGUUGUCUGCGGAGAGCAUGCGGACGUUGAGGCGGCAGCCGAGUCUGGCGGAGAUUGGGUCGAGGAAGGUUGCUGCGGGAGGCAGGAACAAGGAGAAUGAGGGGGCGAGGCAGGGGAUGACGCUCGCGGGAUUGGUAGAGGAGAAGAAGAACAAGUCUCUGGGAUUGAGGCUCAACCUCAACGCCCUUCCUUCAGACACCAAAUCUUCCUCCCCUACUUUGGCUAAAUCGGAUAUAUCCCCGCCCGUCCUCUCUCCUAGAGAUACCACCCGUCGGCGAUCCCUCUCGCUCUCGUCUCCCCGCCCCGCUCCGUCCAUCCCCGGCAUCACACCCGCCCCGACCUCUCCUCAGCUCCCACAAGCAAACUUUGGCCGUCCGCUCGGGAUCGAGGUAGGAGACGUCAUCUCCUCAUCCACCGCCUACACGCAGAUCGAAUACUCGGGUAACGGCGCCGUACCAUUCACAAACCCCUUCGCCUUUCCUGGCGGGGUCGCCAUGUCGCGCGGAGCUGGCGAGGCAUGCUUUCCCGGCGGUGCGCCUGACCUGAGCAGCGUCGCUCGGCUGGAAGCGGAACGCCGGCUCAAGGGGCGCAUGAGCGUCAUUUCGGAGUCCCCACCUCUCGUCGACCCGGAAUCUACACUGCCCACUGGAUCAGGCCGGGAACGUCGUCUAUCCCUCUCUGGGCGCGUCCGCCGUUCCUUGUCGUUGAAAAUCACCCCCGAUCCCAAAUCCUCCCGGCGUCGAAGCCAGUCGGUCACCGCCCGAGGCGAACGGACAUGGGAUCCACUCCCUCCUCUUCCUCUCCCACUCUCCAUGGCCUCUUCGGCGGCAUACGAACUGGGCCUCGGCGAUCCCUCUGUCGAUAUGUCGGACCGAUACGGUCUCGCCAAGAUCAUCCCUUCAUCGCCUACGGGCGUCUCGGGCGGGGGCGGUCUAGGUCUCGACGUCCGGAUCGACGAGAUUGGACAGCGGUCCCCUCAGCGCAAAAGGAUCGAUCUGGGCGGAUCGGAUGUUUCGCUUCUCGCGAGUAGCGUAACGACCGGUUUGGGAUACUCGUCUUUGGACUCCCCGGUCAGUCUGCCGGAGAGCCUGAUGGAGGAGGCGGUGGAUCUUACGGAGCGGGGAAGGAGGGUUGGGACGCCCAUGAGUGUCUCCAGCGGGAGUGCGUCAUAUGCUACUUCCUCUACCGGUGGGAGUAGUGUCGAGGUCGACCAGCUCAGACCGACCCACACUCCCGCUCUAUCCAAUACGUCCACGCCGUACCUCCACUCCUCGAGCCAAAUGACCAGUCCGGCCUUCCCUUCUCCUCUUCCCCAAACCCCACACUUUGGCCUCUCCGCCCAAAGGCAAGCCCUCUCCCCCACCGCUCAGCUCGCUUCACCCGCUAUCAUCCACUCACCACCGACUCCCGCUCCCUCCGCCGCGUCCGAAUCAGAGGACCACGCCACGCGGUACGCCGUCACCUCGCGCAAACCAAACUUGCGGUACUCGAAGUCCUUCUCUUCCGACGUGGGCACCAAGGUCAGCCGGAGCUUUUCGUGGCGCACCAAAGCACCUACUCAGAUGAAGCGAUACAUCCCGGAUCCACCUACUCCGGAGCUGGACGAGACGUCCGCUCGGGAAAAGAGGUUGUCGCGCAGCUUUUCGUUUGCGACGCGGACGAGAUCGCCCGUUCCGCUCGAUAUGCGUCCCCCGGUCCAGGUACAUAUCGUCCCUGCUUCCUUACCUCAAGUUCUGCCCCAAGCUACACGCACGGUCCAGCGUCAACCAUCCACUGGCGAUCUACACAGUCACAGGUGGCGCCCGCCAACUCUGUACUCCCUCUGCUCACCGGACGGCGCGGUCGAUCCCCUCCCCACUCCUCCCCGGCCAAACCGGAACCUCACCCCCCAGCUCUCCGUGUCCGUCACUGCCCCCUCGCACCCCUCGUUAUCGCCCCACACCCCCCAAACCCAGUCUCAUUUGCCGAUGCACCAUAUCGACCCCUCCCGGAUCGUCUCUUCCUCGACGGCGCAUUCCCAUUCCGGCCGCUCAUCGUUCCUCGCGGCCUCGACGUCUUUCCGGGGCUUGACUAAGAGUCUGAGCAAGUCGUUCUCACGGACGUUCCACGCGACGGCGACGGAGCAUGUCCGACAGGCGGACUCGGCGCUCAAGGCGAGGAUAUCGGCCCCGCUGGAAGCGACGAGGGAGGUGGUCCAUUCGAGGGAAAUAUCGGCGGCUGCUACUGCAGUAGUGGAGGAGGAGGUCAUUGCGGAAGAUGGAGGGCGGAAGAGCAGUAAAGAAUGGCGGGCGGAUCUACUUUCGCAGGCGGUGGCGACGAGUAUCAAGGAGGGGCUGAGUGAGAUGGCGCAGAGUCAUCGGGCGGAGAUGCAGAGUACGUUGGGGAGGGGAGAACGGACGAGCUGGAGUCGGAGCGUGGGGAAGACGUUUGGGCUGAGGAGUAGUUCGAGCGCUAGUACGGGGGUCUUAUCAAGGGAUAGUUUGGUGGGAUCGUUUCCGCUACGAGCGCACUUGGCUCCGGGUGGGGGAUCGAGGGGGUUAAGAGAGAUUGGUAAAGAAGAGAGUAAUCAGAGCAUCUACUCGACAGCCUCCUUCCUCCCUCUGCCGCUCCGAGUCACCCCCCAAGCUCCCCCGAUCCACAUCAAUAUCUCGCAGUACACCCCACCUCGCCCCAUCCCCACGCCCACACCCAACCUCGUCUUCCCCAUCCCCAACUUUUCACUUCCUCUCCAACACUCCACAUCCCCUCCUCCGCCGGCUACGCCCACGCCACUCCCGACGCUGGAACUCCCGUCUCCGCCUCUGCUUGAUCUGCCGGAUUUCCCACUUGUCCCUACGAUGACGCAUACGAUUUACCGGCCGCCUACGCCUCCUUCGCCCACCAGGAAUUAUCAGAGGGAGAGGUCAUUCUCGCCUGAUCACGGGUCCGUGAUCGGCAUUGGCGAGGGGGAGGGGAAUGAGUAUAGGCCUCAGCCGCUUCUCACGCGGUUGAGUAGUUUGGGGGAGGGGAGUACGCAGGGGAAGGAAGAGAGGGUACGGAAGGUUCUUAGGUGGAGGAGAGAUAUUGGGGCCGAGGAGAGGGAGCGGGAGAGGGAGCAGGGGCGGAUCGUUUCAGAGUCGAGCACCAUCAGUGAGAGCGAAGGGAGACAGGUAGUAGAGGAGACGAGUGACCUUGAGGCGGGAACGCAAGCGUGCGAAGUGGUCGAGGGAGAUGGGGAAGGAGGGAGAUUGGACGGGAUGAUUGUCCGACAUGUCCAGGUGGAGAAGGAGAGACUGAGGGGGAUUGUGAGGAAGAAGUCGUUGACUGCGAUACAUGGCGUGGAGUUUUGA
Molecule: messenger RNA, 4011 nt
Organism: Dioszegia hungarica
Lineage: Eukaryota; Fungi; Basidiomycota; Tremellomycetes; Tremellales; Bulleribasidiaceae
Exons: 4
Coding region: 1-4011 (1336 amino acids)
Source: RefSeq, a predicted model, not a curated record